Thecamonas trahens ATCC 50062 is the source of this 9294-nucleotide messenger RNA. RefSeq lists its product as uncharacterized. The coding region runs from base 13 to 9294 and encodes 3093 amino acids. The transcript has 3 exons. Gene Ontology annotation, cellular component: membrane. Gene Ontology annotation, molecular function: monoatomic cation channel activity; mechanosensitive monoatomic ion channel activity; protein binding. NCBI's taxonomy places the organism in Eukaryota, Apusomonadida, Apusomonadidae. Gene Ontology annotation, biological process: cellular response to mechanical stimulus; regulation of membrane potential; detection of mechanical stimulus. The record is from RefSeq and is a predicted model, not a curated record.
CAAGCCAUAGCCAUGGGCAUGGUAGACACGCUUGUGCUGCGUGGGCUGUACCCGCUGCUCCUGGUUGUGGCCUGGGCGGUCAAGUGCAACGCAGUCGGCGGCAUGCACCUGCUGGCCACUCUGGCGUACUUCCCGCUCCUCGCCGCCCACCCGCAGAGCCUCAUCGCCCAGCUGCGACAUGCGAGUGUUGUGGCAAGUGUGGCGGCCCUGGCCCUCGUUGUCCAAGCUGCGUUGCACAUUGCUGGCGCCGCUGGUGUCGACGACCUCGCGCCGCACGCGCCGCACGCUGCCACCCUCGCCGCACUCGGCUACGACCCGUCGUCAGCAGGCGGCGCUGUUGCAGCGGCCUUUGCACCCGAUCUGGCGCUUGUUGUCUGCAUUGUCGCGUACCGGAUAGCUCGCGGCAGACCAGGAGCUGACGGACGAGAGCGGGUACAGUCGGCGGUGCUCAACGCCCUCGUCUCGACGCUUGAUGGUUCGGCGGCGACGUCUCCGCUUGCGCACUCGGUUGUCGCUUGCAUCGUCGCCGCUGCGGUAGCGCUUCUGUGGCCGUCGGCGCUGGCGGCGCCUUACCUCCUUGCGGUGGCUUGGACGCUGCUGCGGUGGUCUUCGCCGGCCGGGAGCCUCCCGCUUGGAUCAUGGGCGGCGCUCAUUGUCGCUCGGCUCUACGUCACGCUCCACGGCAUCGCGCUCUAUGCAGCGCAGUUCCCGUCGCUGCCAGCGUCUGAAGUCCGCAACACGCUUGGUCUUGUUCGCCCGACCGGGUUUUCAAGCACCUUUCUCCCUCUCUAUCUCUCGAUGGCGUGUCUCCUGCUCCUGUAUGCGGUGCUCACGUUCUGGAGCGCAAAGGUGAGUCGGCGGGCGGCGCGGGCGGCGGCGCCGGCGUCGCAGCGAGUCCCGCUCUUGCUGGGCUCGGACGAAGUGUCGGACGGGACCGACUCGGAGCUCAACGCUCGGAUUUCGCGGCCGCCGCGGUCGCGGCGCUCCGGGCUUCUCUGGUUGCCGCUGCGGUUUGUCUUUCGCCACUCGCUCAAGGUUGCCAUUCUUGCCCUGCUGGCGUCGACGCUGCUGUUCCCGUCUUACCUUGGCGUUCUCUUCCUCGGCUUUGUCAUGAUGGGCUUUGUUCUGCCCAACAAGACCUUUGUGCUCUUUGCACAGCCGCUCGCACUGGCCCUCGUCGGCGUCCUCCUCGGCCUCUAUGUGUACAACAUCCAGGGCGUUUCCGAGUACUCGUAUGGCGCGUGCUCGGAUGAGUCGCUGCAGGGUGACGCGAGCCGCGAGUCGGCGUGCGUGGCAUACACAGCAUGCGUGUGGUGCCCAGAUGCACUGGCUUGUACCGAGAAGAGCUCGUUUCUAGCGAGCAACUCGACGUGGUGUGGGAGCCCAGUGAGCGGUGUCGGCAUCCGUGACCUGGCAUUCCAUCGCGAUCCGCUGGCGACUGCUGGACUCAAGGUCUGGUCGCUUCAAUGGCGAUGGCUCCCGCUGACUGGUUAUCUUAUCACAGCGUGGCUCAUGGCCCUUGCUGCGCACCUCGAGCCGUACAUUUUGGGCGAGUCUGACGCACCGCCGUUUGCCACCCAGAGUGCACGUGCGCGCCGGCCAGAUUCGGCCGGCGACUACCUGUUUCUGAACGAGCGAAUGCCGGCUGGACCUGAGCCGCCGUCGGCUCGAUCGGCGUGGUCGGUCACGUACGACUCAGUCCGAUACACGUUGCUGAGCAUCGGGCGACUCUGCCUCGAGCACGCGUACUUUUUGGCCCUCCUUGCGCUCUUUGUCUUUGGCCUCGCGCGCGUCUCGUACAUCAACGCGGGAUACAUGCUCUUUUUCAUCGUCUUUGUCAUUUCGCCCGGCGUCGCGCGUUCAUGCUGGAUCGCACUUGUCAUCUACACCGAGAGCGCGAUUCUGCUGGUGUACUUUUGGCAGUUUCCGGCGACCGACGACGUGUCGCGGGAGACGGCCGACGACAUUGGCGUGGCCAACCUGAGUCAAAAGUCGGUAUCGCUCUGGGCCGAGCUCUCAUGGCAUCUGGCCAUUCUCUUCUUUGUCGUUCUCCAGCACCAUGCGUACGUCAUGCUCGACAGGGUGGAGGCCAAACUUGAGGCGCGGGCAAGAAACGCAACGUCCGCGGCCGCGCUCCUCAUCUCACCCAUCAACCCCAGCGCGGGUGCGGGAGCAGACACAGGCACUGUGUCCGAACAUGAUGAUGGCGCCGAAUGCCCGGCGUCGGGCGCGAGCAGCCGCUCUGACGCGUCGUAUGAGGAUCUUGACGACGAGGCCGGUGGCAAGAAACUUGGCCUGUGCUCGCGGGCGGAGCUGCCGCGACUCGCCCGCGAGCUGCUUGUUGUGCUUAUGGCGUACUUUCGCAAGUACGGCAUGUGGAUCUCGUACGGUGUUCUUGUGGUGGUCAUCUUUUUCCGCGCGCGGGUCUCGGUCAUCACUCUCGGCUUUGCGCUCUUGCUCUACGCGUGCAUUGUGGUGCAUCAGCUGACCAAGUCUGCGCACGUGGUAGUCCACAAGCUCUGGUACGUUCUCGUUCUCUACUCGGGAGUGGUGGUCAUCGCCAUGUACCUGUACCAGUUUGAGUUUUUCCGCAAGCACACCAACUCGUUUGUGACCUCGCUCGGAGCGCAGCCGUCGAUCACUGGGCUCACGUACGACGCAUCGAGCGCGGCGUCGAGCUCGUCGGCGUCAGCGGCGUGGUACCGGGUCAAGGCCAUGUUUGGCUACACGGUUGUGCUCGCGGUGGUAGUGGCGCAGCUGCGCGAGUUCCGCCGGCGAGCGUCAGGCGCGAUGCCCGAGCUGGCGGUCCCGAUCCCGAUCUUUAUCAAGACGCUGGUGCGGCUCGGCAUGCGGGCGCUUAUUUUGCAUGCCGACAAGCUGACCAUGCUCACCAUGUUCUUUGUGGUUGUCCGCGACGUGCGGCUUGCCUCGGUGGUGUACCUCAUCUUCCUGGCGUCGAUGGUGGUCUUUCCGCGGACUUCGCGCGGCGUGUACGCGCCGCUCAUGCUGUGGUGCACGGUGUACUCGUUGGCGCACAUGGUGUUCCAGCUGGCGUACGAGGUGGACAAGUUUUCACUUUCGGAGCGGCGGACGCAGCAGGCUCACUGGCUGGGCUUUACACAGCUGACCUCGUCGCAGCUGGUUUGGCACGGUCUCGGCUCGGAGCUCCUGGUCAUGACCGCCAUUCUCAUUCAGCACUACUCGGAGCGACUCGGUGCCCUGCUGACAGCCGCCGAGCGGCGGUGUGCGGUGUCGGGACCGUGCACGCUGUUCAUCAUUCCGGCGCCGGCGGAUGACGAGCUCAACGCGCGCGACGAGGAGGGCAACCGGGUGGAGACUGGCGUCAACAACCUGCUUGUCAUCGGCGCAUACUAUGCGUCGCACGCGUUCCGAUGGUGCGGCUACCACGUGGUGACCACUUUCCUGGUCAUCGGCUGCUUUGUGCGGCUCGACAUCAUCGGGCUGGCGUAUCUGCUGCUCUGCGGGGUGCUGAUGGUGCUCGGGCGUCAGCGUGCUGCCAAGGUGUGGCGGACGGUGCUUGUUGUGCUUGUGCUCGUGCUCUUCUGGGAGUACACACUUGUCCUCGGCCUCCCGGCCAAGGUCUACUGCGAGUCGAGCGUGCCAUUCAAAUGCGGCCCACACGGCGAGUGCUCGUUCUCGGGCACUUGCGUCUGUGUGUUUGGCUUCAAGGGCGAUGCGUGCCAGGCGCGCGAUAGCUCGCACGCCGACGACUCGUCGCCGUGGUGGCAUGCGCGAACGAGCAACACGCUUGUGCUCAAGUGGCUCGGCCUCUUUGCCUCGUCCGCAUCGGCGUCGUACAUCGACUUUGUUAUUGUGCUCCUGUGGUCGCUCCAACUCCGGGCUUUCCUCGCCGAGAAGCGGGUCCGGCGGCGUCUGGCUCAAGCAGACGGCGUGGUAACUGCCGCCGACUGGGAGCCUCUGGUCAAGAACGACUUUACCGUUGUUCCGCGCUCGUUCAUCGAUGCCAUCCGGUUUGUGGUCAUGCGGUUUUCGGUCAAGGUUGCGCUUGCGUUUCUCUUUAUCAUCGCAACGGUGGAGACUCCGCGGCGCGACGGCGGCGACACCUCACACACACGAGUCGACCUCAUCUCGCUUGGCUAUCUUGUUUUCUCGCUGGUGUAUUUGCACCUUGGUGAUGGACUCAACCGGCAGCGGAUGAUGUACUGGAAGGUGCUGCGACUGUACAACUACACAGCACUGUUGCUGCACGCCCUUUUCCAAACGCCAUUUGCAGCGACAGACAUGGGCGGCAAGACACCAUGGGUCUUUGCCAUGGUUGGCUUGCUCAAGCUGGCGCCGCCAAACGGAAACAACAUUGCGUUCUCUGCGGCCGGCGUCGGCAUGGACAUCAUCGCCUUUGUGGUCCUUCUCCUGCAGAACACCAUUUUUGCGGCGGCCGACUACGACAAGGUUGUGGCGUAUGUAGAGCGGAACCAGAGCGGCGCGUACCGGCAUGCGGUGGCGCUUUUUGACGUGUACCACGACUCGCUGGUGGCGGCGCGCGAGGAGGCGCGCGAGCAGGCCAAGAUCCGCAACGAGCGGCUGCGGGCGAUUCGGGCUGACCGUCGGCGUCGUGAGGCGGUCUUUGCCGGCGUCGGCACGGUUGCACCCGUCGAUCUAGCCGCCGAGGUGGCUGCCGCUGCCGCUGAGGCGUCUUGCUCGUCGUCAGGCCUCGACGAUUACGACGACGCCAGCGGGAGCUGCAGCGGCAGUGGUGACAUUGGCAGCUCAACGGCAGUGUUGAGGCGCGGCGGCAGUGGUGGCAGCGGGCUGACGUCGCGCCGUGACCAGCCACUGCUGAUGGCGCGUGCAAGUGCGAGUAGCAGCAGGAGCAGUGACGGCGGCGAGGUCGAGCGCGGUGCCAACGACGGAAGCGACGCGAGCGGUGAUGCAAACGAGGAGGAGAGCGAGUCGUACUGGGCCAUGAUUGUCCGGUGGGCGUCGACUGCGCUCGAGCUCUUCAUUGUCGCGCUGCUGCGGUUCCCGUGUGACACGCCACUAACCGAGGAGGAGGAGACGUUUGAGAGUGAGCUUGUUGCGCGGACCCGGCUCUCGCUUCAGGCGCGACUGGCCAACACGGCGGAGGCACGUGCCGAGCUCGAGGCAUUGGCUGCAGCCGAAGCGGCAGCGGCGGCCGUGGGCGCAGACGAGGACUCGGAGGUCGAGGCGUAUGCUGUGUCACGCGCGCGGGUGCUCGGGUAUGGCCUGUGGCGUGUCUCUGCGCACAACACCAUUUGGAUGUGCUUUGCUCUGUUUGUCCUCGAUUGUGUGGUGUAUGGGUCUGUGGCGGCGAUGGUGUUCCCUGUCUCAGCGCUGCUUGCAGGGCUUGUGAUGAAUCCGCGGCCUCGCAAGUGGUACUGGCAAGCCAUGCUGCUGUACACCGAAGUUGUGCUUGUGGCCAAGUUUGUUAUGCAGUUCCCUCUCAUUUGCGUCGGGUAUGAGGACGUGUGGUACUCGCAGCAGCGCGAACUCGUGUACACGUUCAACAGCCGACUGGAGCCUGUUUGCCCGUCAUCGUUCUCGGGCGGACAACUGGAGCUCUCGUUGCCCAACAUGCUCGGAUUCUCCAAGGUGGUAGACACGCGAUUCCUUGGCGGCGUAGUGUUUGACUUUCUCAUUCUGCUUGCGCUCAACACGCAUCGCUACAUCCUCAAGGCGCAGGGCGUUUGGGAUUUUGACCUGGAAGUUGCGGCGCAGGAGCGCGCGGAGCGGCUGGCGGCGGCGCGUGGUGUCGAGGGCGAUGUUGAGGCCGAGACGCAGAUUCUGGUCGAGGGCGGACGGCCAAGCCCACAAGCGGCAGCGCGGUCUGCGGCGUCGGGCUCAAUCUUUGGCUCUUACUCGGAAGAGGAGGAGGAUGAGGAUGAGGUGGGGAUGAGCGCGAGCGGUGACGCUGAGGCUGGGCUGUGCAUCGGGAGCAAGAGCGAUGUCGAAGACGAGGAUGCGGGGCAGGACGAUGACGGCCUGACGGCGAGGUGCGCUGCGGCGCCUGCGGCCUCUGAGCAGGCCAAGAUGGGACGCGACCUGUACAUGGCGUCAUUCCUCUUUGACCUCAUUGGCUUUCUUGUUCUUGUGUUUGGCUGGGGCUACUUUGUGGCGGCCUCGCCGGGAUCGGGCUCCGCGUCGUCAAAGAACUUUGUGUCGUUUGUGACGUCGUCGCAAAUCCCAUUCUCGUUUGUGCUUGUGCUGAUGGCGAACUUUGGGAUCAUGAUCGCGGACCGAUGCAUCUACCUGCUGCGGUCACUCCGUAGCAAGGUUGUGCUGCAGUACGCUGUCGUUGUGGGCUUCCACCUGACGCUCUUUGUGGUGCUCCCGCUCCACAAUCGGGCGCCGAUUCUCUCGUCACCGCUUGUGGUACUCUUUUACUUUAUCAAGGCAGUCUCCUUUGCCUGCUACGCCCUGCAAAUCCGGUACGGAUACCCACAGUUUAACAAGGGCCAGUUCCUGACGCGGCAUGCGGACGAAGUGUACUCGAAGCUGUUUGUGGUUUAUCGCGCGAUUCCGUUUGUGUACGAGCUGCGGACGCUGCUCGACUGGAUUUGCUCGGACACUACGCUCGAGUUUUACCACUGGCUGCGUGUGGAGGAGAUCUACGCUAACUUGUUCAUGGUCAAGUGCCGAGUCAACUAUGACCUUGCACACCCGCGGGCUCCUGGCGAGAAGCAGAGCCGGUCUGCCAAGUGCACGACCGGAGUGUGCCUGUUCAUUCUGCUGGCGCUGGUUCUUUGGCUCCCGCUGCUGCUGUUCUCGUCAGCGAAUCCCGCGGUGAAGCCGAACACGAUCGCAUCUGUGGAGAUGAACCUGUACGUGUCGGGCUAUGCUGCGCUGUGGUCGGGACGGGUAACGAACAACAAGGUGGCCGAGUUGGCGUUCCCGACGGUGCGCGGGCGAACGAACUUUACAGUACUCGCGGAAAGCUACCCGAGUGUGUUUGAGCAAGACGACUUUAAGAAGGACAACGUACAGGUCUCUGUUCUCAACCGCAACUCGAACGGAGUGUGGGGCAUUCCGCCAUCGUCGCGACUGGGGAUGGAGGCGAUGCUGGCGCGGUACAUCGAUGCACCAGACAAGGCCUCACUGCGGCCGCGGGUCUCGCUCUCGAUGGCGUACACGCGGCAGCAGACGCAGGCGUCGCGGGUGGUCGAGGCGUCGCAGUUGCACCUGCUCACGCUCGACGAGACGGUGCAGAUGUACAACCUGCUCCGGUACGGCAAUGUGUCGACAGUGGUGCUCCGGGGCGCGUUUGCGCGGUUCAUGCAUCUGGGCCCGGACAAUCCUGCUGAGGUGUUCCCGUCGAACGAGCGGUUCGACGCCAGCCUCUCGCUCAUUGCGUCGGAGGAGGUGGUGACUGUUGACAAUCGGACAUUUGCGCUCCGUGAGUGGUGGCAGUUCCAGCAGCUGGUCUCGCCCGACUCGAUCUUUGUGGAUCCGAACGACGGGACCGACUACCGGGUCCAGUUUGUGGCCAAGUCGGACCUCAUUGCGGCUGGUUUGUUUGGCUCGUUUGUUUCUGGCGGUGUGCUUUCGCUCUACCUCGGUCUUGUUCUCACCAUCGGCAAGUUCCUCCGGGUCUACGUGGAGUCUUCGUCUGCGCGGAUUGUGUACGAGGAGCUGAAGCCAAACGUUGAGGCGAUUCUGCGGCUGGUCAAGGACCUGAUGCUCUCGAGGCAGUCGAACCCACCAGAUCUGGUUCUGGAAGCCGAGCUGUACAAGGAGCUUGUGCAGCUGUACCGGUCGCCGGAGGCGCUGAUCGAGGUGACCAAGGCCAAGUGGAACAUGGCGUUGUGGAAGCAGCACUCCAAAGCAAUCAAGGGAGCCGGGGCGGCAGCGAUCUCGGACGUGCGGUACAAUGCGUCGCGACACAUGAGCAGUCUAGUGAGUAGCGGUAGCGGGCUGGUGCAAGCUGCGGCGACGAAGGCGGAGGACCUGCAGUGCCUGCGGGCGGCGGCGCGGGGAGACGCGGAGGGGGUGCGCCAGUGGCUCGCGGGCGGGGCAUCUGUGGACGCGUUUACAGAGGACGGGUACACGGCGCUGCAUGUGGCUGCGCAGGAGGGUCAUGCUGAAGUGGCGCGGCUGCUGCUGCAAAGCGGAGCACGGACGCAGACGUUUUCGUCGGGCGGCGACACACCGCUGCAUGUGGCGGCGGUGGCGGGCUUUGGCAAGGUUGUGCGUGUCCUCGCUCUCCAUGAUGCCGCCAUCGACGAGCGCAACUCGGAGACUGGCGAGACAGCACUGAUGGCGGCGUUCUUGGCGCGGCAGACGGCGACGGUAGCGACGUUGGUCGGGCUCGGCGCCUCGGUUAACGCCCGCGACUCGGAGGGCUGGGCCUUGCUGCACUUUGCGGCGUCGUCCAACGCUGUGGAGGAUGUGCGGCUGCUGCUGGAGCUGGGUGCGGAUCCGGGCGUGGCGACUGAGGGCGCCGAUGCCGGUGACACGCCGCUGCACCUGGCGGUCGGGCGCGGGUUUGUCGAGGUGGCGUGCAUGCUGUUGGAGGCUACACCGUCGCCGCUGGAGCUGGUACAGGCGCCGAAUAGCGGAGGGCGGAGUGCGCUGCACGAGGCGGCGCUGCACGGUCGGAUCCGGUCGAUGUAUGCUUGCCUGCGGGCGGGAUGGGGCGUCGAGCUUAGACCGCUGGUGGUCGAGUUUGAGCGCACACUCGCGGACCCGGACGCCGGCGAGGCCGAUGCCGAGCGGCUAAGUGCCGACGACGAGGGCCGGGUACUCACGGCGCUAGCGCUGGCGGAGCUGCCUGUGGAGACGCCGCACGAGCAGGUCCGCGAAGAUCGCGACGCAGCAGGCUACACGCCGCUGCAUCUGGCGGCGCGGGCAGGUCACUUUGAGACUGCGUUGGCGCUGCUGCGGGCAGGAGCUGCGGUCGAUGUUCCACAAGCGCGCACCGGCGAGACAGCGCUGCAUCUUGCAGCGGUGGAGGGAAAGGAGACAAUGAUGGCGCUGCUACUGGCGGCGGGAGCAAGGAGUAGCGUGGCCGACGACAUGGGUCACACGGCGCUUCACUGCGGCGUGGCGGCCGGAUGCAGUGCCGAGAUGCUGCUGAAGCUGUUGGCGGCCGGCGGUGACGUCGACGCGCCCGACAGCCACGGCUUUACGCCGCUGCACAUUGCUGCGCUGCACGGGCGAGUCAAGGCUGCUGUGGUACUGGUCAAGGCUGGAGCCAGGGCCGAUGCCUUGUCUGAGCGGAACCAGACACCGGCAGAGGUGGCACGGGCGGCCGGCCACGAGCAGAUUGUGUUGCUGCUGACGCACGACGAGGAGUAA